Molecule: messenger RNA, 1756 nt
Organism: Pipra filicauda (Wire-tailed manakin)
Lineage: Eukaryota; Metazoa; Chordata; Aves; Passeriformes; Pipridae
Product: complement C1q and tumor necrosis factor-related protein 9A-like
Exons: 4
Coding region: 472-1506 (344 amino acids)
Molecular function (GO): protein binding
Source: RefSeq, a predicted model, not a curated record
GUCUUUUUCCCUAAUUCCAUUGAAAAUUACUUGAUACAGAAACUAUUACAUGUUUUGCAGCACAAUAAUGGUGUGAGAUAUGGCUUCCAUCCUACAAACCAACCAACCUGUUAAAGGUUAAAAUUUCUGUGAUGUAUUUGUAAAAUGGAACAGGCAAAUCAAAGCCUUAUUAAUCCAUUUUAACAAUUUUCUUUCAUGUAAGAGUGGUAAAAGCCAAAACACAGAGCACUUCAGCUUAAUAUUGGAAUAAAUAGGAAGAUUCCAGUUUAAAACUGUGUUUUAAUUAUUGAACAGCUCUCAGAAUUAAAUCACUGACCUUUGAGAAUUUAGUGACCUAACAAGUACUUGUCCUCAAGACACAUAUCUGAGCGGGCAUUCCUUUACAUGAAGCUUUUCCACUCUGGUUAAAGAUGCCCAAGAACACUGCAAGUACCAAGUGAAUGAGCCAAAAUCAUAUAACCUAUCUAAAAAAUGAAAAGCUGGAUUGUACUGCUGGCUAUUGUAGUCAGCACAGCAAAAACAGAAAAACAGGACGUCUGUACCCAAGGGUAUCCUGGCAUCCCUGGCAAUCCUGGGCACAACGGCACACCUGGUCGUGAUGGACGUGACGGUUCAAAAGGCGACAAGGGAGAUACAGGUGAACCGGGAAUUCCUGGCGUUCCAGGAAAAGAUGGUGCCAAUGGAGAGAAAGGUGAACAAGGAGCCAAUGGGACUGUUGAAGAGAAGGGGAAUAAAGGAGAUAAAGGAGAAAGAGGACAACCUGGGAAACUGGGGCCAAAAGGAGUUAUAGGGUCAGUGGGUUACAAAGGUCAGAAGGGAGAGCUGGGACUGCAAGGACAAAAGGGAUUAAAAGGAGACAUUGGACCCAUUGGCCCGAAAGGGACAAAGGGUGAAAUUGGCCAUCCUGGAAGAGUUGGUUUCCCAGGGCCAAUUGGCCCGACUGGUAAUCCAGGUCCUAAAGGUAAUACGGGAGGUACAGGGCCACAGGGUAAUCCAGGAGUUCAGGGGGAAAGAGGCUUGAAAGGAGACAGAGGAGAAAAGGGGAAUGUAGGUGCCCCAGGAGUCCUGCCAAGGAGUGCUUUCAGUGUUGGCCUUACAGUUGACACCAAAUUUCCCCCUCCAAAUCGCCCAAUCAAGUUUGACAAGGUGCUGUAUAAUGGUCUCAAUGACUACAAUCCAGUUACUGGCAAAUUCACCUGCAAAUACCCUGGUGUUUACUAUUUCACCUACCACAUCACUGUCUACUCAAGGAAUGUCCGAGUUGCUCUAGUUAAGAACGACAUCAAGAUGCUGCACACUGUGGACAGGUACCAGAGUGGAGAGGACCAAGCCUCAGGAGCCGCCAUCCUGGAGCUGCAGGGAGGAGACAAGGUGUGGCUGCAGGCUCACCAAGGGGAGACUUUCAAUGGGCUGUUUGCAGACGCUGAUGAUGAUACCACCUUCUCUGGGUUCCUCCUGUUCAGCACCUCUGACUCGCUGGAGCCACUGCCAUUGCCCACCACAUAACUCCAUGUUAUCCGUGAAUGCUGUAUGUCUGUGUCCUUCAGCCCUCCUUAAUAAAGUUGUUAUCUGCUAAACGAUUUCUACUGGAUUCGACAGAAAACAGUUGUUAUCUUCUGCACAAGAGAGGACAAUUCUUCUGCAUCAAUACAGUUUAGUAACUUACUAUAGGAAUGUACGGGGUGCAUACACAAGUCCUGAAGGACAAAUGUUUUUCAAAAAAGUGGGACAAAAUAAAGGAUAAAUAUUCUGGAAA